AUGGAGUUGAUACUAGUCAAUACACUUAGCGAGCAGGUCAACAACUGCGUGAUCCAGGAUAUGUUGAAAUACCCCGAUGAAGGGGCCAUCGUCUUGAAGCAGGGACAGUAUUGUCUGCUGGUGGAUGAUAGCGAUUCCCACUUUCAGUUUGAUAAUAUGAGAAGUGAGUACGAGGGGAGUAAUCGUGAUUUCUGCAAUUCGAUUGUGAAUGGCCAGCAUGAGUUGCGGGCUUGUGGAAAGGCGUUUAAUGCAGCCAAAGAAUCCUGA
This is a messenger RNA of Aspergillus tanneri, 267 nucleotides long. RefSeq lists its product as uncharacterized. Bases 1 to 267 code for a protein of 88 amino acids. The transcript has 2 exons. NCBI's taxonomy places the organism in Eukaryota, Fungi, Ascomycota, Eurotiomycetes, Eurotiales, Aspergillaceae. The record is from RefSeq and is a predicted model, not a curated record.